CCUUCAUGUUUGAAUUGAAAACCCUAACCCAAAAUCAAAAUGUCAGACAACAUACCACCGAUCGAAAUCCAAGCAGAAAUCAUAAAAAAGGUUCCAGAUGUGAGAUCAUUGCUUCGAUUUCGAUCCGUUUUGAAACCAUGGAAGUCAAUCAUCGACAGUCCCGAGUUUAUCGCUGAUUACCACACUCGUCAUCCUAAUCAUCGUCUGCUUGUAAGGUAUGCUGAUAACGGAUAUUCUAAUGAUCUAAAAUAUGUAUCUAUCGCUGACGAUGAUGAUAAUAAUAUUUGUUUCCCUCAAUACAAGUUUCCCCUUACUAUUCCCGAAUCCGUUAGACUAGUCCGUAGCUCUCAUGGCUUGUUCUGCUUUUACGAUAUCGAUUGUAAUUAAAGCCGAAACAGUGUAGGCUUGAACACGGCUGUUGUUUGGAAUCCUUCAACAAGGAAAUCACUAGAGAUUGCUGUUCCCAAUAUAUGAGGCGGACCGUACGACUCUGUAAUUGGUUUUGGGGUUUGUCCCCACACUCUUCGCUUUAAGCUUGUCAAGGUGGGGAUUGGAGAAACCCGUUACGGAUGAACAAUUUACCUCGUACAUCAAUUGAAUUUGAGCCGAUGGAGCGGGUCCAUCCGGAACAAGUAGAAAUAGAUGGAGUUAUUAUAUUGGCUUGCUUAUGAUAGGAAUCCUGUCGAUGAUACAGGUAGUGGACGUGAUUACCGUGAGCUCAUUAUGUCAUUUGAUCUGACUAGUGAAGAAUUUACAGAAAUAUACCUCCCUGGUGAUAAAGAUUACUAUUAUGGUGUGUUUAUAUCUAAGCUAAAGGAGUCGCUUGUUGUGCUUGACUCCAAUGUGGUAGAUGAGAAACUAGUUUGCGAUGUUUGGAAGAUGGAGCAUGGUAUUUCAAAAACGUUUACAAAGCUAUACACCAUUAGCAUGCCGGAGCCAUCCAUAGAAUUAGAUAGGGUAUUUGGGUUUAGGAACAGCGGUGAGCCUAUUGUUGCAGGGUAUAUUGAUUCUGAAGGUUGUUUUGAACUUGAUUCUGAAGAGCGUUCUCAACAAAUUGCAAUUUUUGUCUAUGAACCCGAUUAAAAAAUUCUUAAUAAUAUUGGAAUUUCUGGAAAACGAGUUUCAUUCUUUGCGAGUUAUGUGGAAACUUUACUUUUGGUUGAUCAUUGAGAUGUGUGGAGCUAAGAACAAGUGAGUUUUGGAGCAUGAAAGCAAGGAUUGGAGAUUUAAGUGAAAUGAUAGUGUAGGUUGAUUGAAGACUUUAAAGCAUUGGACAUGAAGACUUUUUGAGCAGAUAAGUGAUGUAUGAAGAUAAAGAUUGAUGCUAGUGCUGACAGUGGUAUGAUCCAACUUUUGUUAUCAUUAAUACCAAUUUUAUUGUAUGAAUAUUGUGUGGCAACUUUUUGUGGAAAGUCAAGCAAAGAAUGUCAGAUUCGUCUAGUUACUUUUGCCUGACAUUCUAAAUUACCUAAUAUUUGCAAGUCAAGAUGAUUUGCAGUUUCAAGUACAACCUCAUAAAAGCAAGUAAACCAUUUAAAAGCACUAUAAAUGCCAUUCAAAUUUUCUUCAA
Molecule: messenger RNA, 1570 nt
Organism: Erigeron canadensis
Lineage: Eukaryota; Viridiplantae; Streptophyta; Magnoliopsida; Asterales; Asteraceae
Exons: 2
Coding region: 643-1083 (146 amino acids)
Source: RefSeq, a predicted model, not a curated record